Messenger RNA from Rhinolophus ferrumequinum (greater horseshoe bat), 9866 nucleotides. It is a transcript of the gene NAV1, whose product is annotated as neuron navigator 1. The transcript is spliced from 34 exons. Lineage: Eukaryota; Metazoa; Chordata; Mammalia; Chiroptera; Rhinolophidae. Gene Ontology annotation, molecular function: ATP hydrolysis activity. Bases 348 to 6800 code for a protein of 2150 amino acids. The record is from RefSeq and is a predicted model, not a curated record. Gene Ontology annotation, biological process: neuron migration; nervous system development; neurogenesis. Gene Ontology annotation, cellular component: microtubule cytoskeleton; axon initial segment.
GGGUCACCAGGCUCCGCCCCGGCCCCGGCCCGGGGGCCGCACUUUGUUCUGGACGCGCCUCCCUCCGCAUUGUGGGCCGGAGCCGGCGGCCCGAGUGCGAGCGCGAGGCCGGAGCCCCGCGGAACUUUCUCAGCGAGGAGGGGGCGCCGGCGGGCGCUGCCGGGGGAUGCGCGACAGAGCACAGCAGAGGCGGCGCGGACCCCGGGACCGGAGCGCACACGCCCCGAGUGUUGCUGGGUUUUCCUCUUGUGGCGUCGUGUUUCGGCUACACUGUGUCCUCUGCAACUCACUUACAACGGGGCAGCGCGUCUCACACAAAGAACCCUCCCAGGGCAGCCUCGCGGACCAUGAACGGGAUGGCCAAUGUGAACUCUGCCAGCCGGCCCCAUUAUGUCUCCUCCAUCCCGGUGCCACGAGCUGCCUCCCAGACCCGGAUUCACACCCCGGGCGCCUCUCCCCAGCUGCGGCCGCGCCAGGCUGGCCUGGCCCUGAGCCCACAGCGAGCGGCCUCCCCGAGACUGGGCACGGCCGCAGGCCCGCCCAGAGGCUCCUCUCCUAAGGCCUCCUGGGGCCGAGGCUCCCCCAAGGCUGCCGGGUCAGUAAGAGAGUCGGCCGAGGGUGCUGACAGCCUCUCCAGCUCCCCAUGGAGCAGUCCCAGGGCAGCCCCCAAAGCAGCCAUGUCCAGCCGGGCUGGGCCCAGAAGAGGAGGGGAUGCACAGGGCUCCCAGGGAAGGAAGAAGGUGGCCCGGGAAGGGAUUCCAGUCCGCCAGCCUCGGGGCAGGAGCCCGCCCCGGCCGAACUCUGGCUCUCAUGGAGAAACCCACAUCCCAGGGGCUCCUGAAGGUCAAAAGGCUCCUGACUGCCCCGGAAAAGAUCAGAGCGACAAAGGCCACAGAGCUUCUGGGGUGCCCAGGCUUUCGGAGCCUGAGGCAGGGGUGGCCUCAGGGACACCCUCCCCAGCCUGCAGUCCCGUGCAGAGCACACGUCCGUCCCCAGCCCAGGGGACCAUCAGCUUCUCCUCGGGCCAUCAGCAGAGCCAGCCUGUCACAGCCACGGUGGCCCCCUUCCAGUACAGGUUGCAGACAGACCAGGAGCCCGGCCCACUCCCCCAGGCCAGCUGGGCCGUGGACGGCCACUCUGGCCCCCAUGGCAGGACUGAGGACAGCUUGUCCUGCAUGGACGCGCGGAUCGUCCAUGCGCUCCUCUCAGGCAGAAUGCUGAGCAGCGGCGUCAAGAGCGCGCAGCCCGAGGGGGAGCUGAGCGGCGGCGGCGGCGAGGGCGCGGGGAGGAAGGCGGCGGACGGCAGAGGCAUGCUGCCCAAGCGCGCCAAGGCGCCCGGCGGCGGCGGCGGCGUGGCCAAGGCCAGCGCGGCCGAGCUGAAGGUCUUCAAGUCCGGCAGCGUGGACGGCCGAAUCCCCGGCGGGCCGCCCGCCUCCAACCUGCGCAAGCAGAAGUCGCUCACCAACCUGUCGUUCCUCACGGACUCCGAGAAAAAGCUGCAGCUCUAUGAGCCGGAGUGGAGCGACGACAUGGCCAAGGCGCCCAAGGGCUUGGGCAAGGGGGGGUCCAAAGGCCGCGAGGCCCCGCUGAUGUCCAAGACGCUGUCCAAGUCGGAGCACUCGCUCUUCCAGGCCAAGGGCGGCCCUGCGGGCGGCGCCAAGACCCCCCUGGCUCCGCUGGCGCCCAGCUUAGGGAAGCCGAGCCGGAUCCCGCGUGGCCCCUACGCUGAGGUCAAGCCGCUCAGCAAGGCUCCGGAGGCGGCUGUGAGCGACGACGGCAAGUCGGACGAUGAGCUCCUCUCCAGCAAGGCCAAGGCGCAGAAGGGCUCCGCGGCCGUGCCCUCCGCCAAGGGCCAGGAGGAGCGCGCCUUCCUCAAGGUGGACCCCGAGCUCGUGGUGACCGUGCUGGGAGACCUGGAGCAGCUGCUCUUCAGCCAGAUGCUGGACCCAGAGUCCCAGAGGAAAAGGACAGUGCAGAAUGUCCUGGACCUGCGACAGAACCUGGAAGAGACCAUGUCCAGCCUACGAGGGUCCCAGGUGACUCACAGCUCCCUGGAGGUGAGCUGCUAUGACAGUGACGACGCCAACCCCCGCAGCGUGUCCAGCCUCUCCAACCGCUCCUCCCCUCUGUCCUGGCGCUACGGCCAGGCCAGCCCCAGGCUGCAGGCCGGCGACGCGCCCUCCGUGGGCGGGGGCUGCCGCGCAGAGGGGCCGCCCGCCUGGUGCGCGCACGGGGAGCGCGCCCGCUACUCGCAUACCAUGCCCAUGCGCAGUCCCAGCAAGCUGGGCCACGUCUCCCGCCUGGACGCCGACGACGCGGACCUCAAGUCCGGCUACAUGAGUGACAGUGACCUUAUGGGCAAGACCAUGACGGAGGACGACGACAUCACCACCGGCUGGGAUGACAGCAGUUCCAUCAGCAGCGGGCUCAGCGAUGCCUCGGACAACCUCAGCUCGGAAGAGUUCAACGCCAGCUCCUCCCUCAACUCCCUGCCGACCACCCCCACCGCUUCCCGCAGGGACUCCACAAUAGUGCUGCGCACAGACUCAGAGAAGCGCUCACUAGCAGAGAGCGGGUUGAGCUGGUUCAGUGAAUCGGAGGAGAAGGCCCCCCAAAAGCUGGAGUACGACAGCGGGAGCCUGAAGAUGGAGCCCGGGAGUUCUAAGUGGCGGAGGGAGCGGCCUGAGAGCUGUGACGACGCAUCCAAAGUCGGAGAACUGAAAAAGCCCAUCAGCCUGGGACACCCGGGGUCCCUGAAGAAGGGCAAGAGCCCACCAGUGGCCGUCACUUCCCCCAUCACUCAUACGGCCCAGAGUGCCCUCAAAGUCGCAGGCAAACCUGAAGGCAAAGCUACGGACAAGGGCAAGCUGGCGGUGAGGAACACGGGGCUGCAGCGCUCCUCCUCCGAUGCCGGCCGGGACCGCCUGGGCGACGCCAAGAAGCCGCCCUCGGGGAUCGCCCGGCCCUCCACGUCGGGCUCUUUCGGCUACAAGAAGCCGCCUCCUGCCACGGGCACAGCCACCGUCAUGCAGACUGGGGGUUCGGCCACGCUCGGCAAGAUCCAGAAGUCCUCUGGCAUCCCCGUGAAGCCAGUGAAUGGCCGUAAGACCAGCCUAGACGUGUCUAACAGCGCAGAGCCCGGGUUCCUGGCCCCGGGAGCCCGCUCCACCAUCCAGUACCGCAGCCUGCCCCGGCCGGCCAAGUCCAGCUCCAUGAGCGUCACCGGCGGGCGGGGUGGACCGCGCCCUGUCAGCAGCAGCAUUGACCCCAGCCUGCUGGGCGCCAAGCAGGGCGGCCUCAUGCCGUCCCGACUGAAGGAGCCUUCCAAGGUGGCCAGCGGGCGCACCACGCCAGCCCCUGUCAACCAGACAGACCGGGAAAAGGAGAAGGCCAAAGCCAAGGCCGUGGGCCUGGAUGCAGACAACAUCUCCCUGAAGAGUGUCGGCUCCCCGGAGACCACACCGAAGAACCCAGCUGGCCACCCCCCGGCCACCAAGCUGGCAGAGUUGCCACCAACGCCCGUCAGGGCCGCAGCAAAGAGCUUUGUCAAGCCGCCCUCACUAGCCAGCCUGGACAAGGUCAACUCCAACAGCCUGGACCUGCCGUCGUCCAGUGACCCCCACGCUCCGAAGGGCCCGGAUCUGCACACGGCCAGCUCGGCCGCUGGGGGCCCCCUCUCUUCUUGCUUCACGCCCAGUCCGGCCCCCAUCCUCAAUAUCAAUUCAGCCAGCUUCUCCCAGGGCCUGGAGCUCAUGAGUGGGUUCAGCGUCCCAAAGGAGGCCCGCAUGUACCCCAAACUCUCAGGCCUGCACCGGAGCAUGGAGUCCCUCCAGAUGCCAAUGAGCCUGCCCAGUGCCUUCCCCAGCAGCACCCCCACCCCCACUCCACCUGCCCCACCGGCCGCGCCCUCCGAGGAAGAGACAGAAGAGCUGACCUGGAGCGGAAGCCCCCGAGCUGGGCAGCUGGACAGUAAUCAGCGGGAUCGGAACACUCUGCCCAAGAAAGGGCUCAGGUACCAGCUCCAGUCCCAGGAGGACGGCAAGGAGAGGCGCCACUCCCACACCAUCAGUGGGCUGCCCGAGUCGGACGACCAGUCAGAGCUGCCUUCGCCCCCUGCGCUCUCCAUGUCCUUGAGUGCGAAAGGCCAGCUUACCAACAUAGUGAGUCCCACUGCGGCCACCACGCCAAGAAUCACUCGCUCCAACAGCAUUCCCACCCACGAGGCGGCCUUCGAGCUGUACAGCGGCUCCCAAAUGGGGAGCACCCUGUCCCUGGCCGAGAGACCCAAGGGGAUGAUUCGGUCAGGAUCCUUCCGAGACCCCACGGACGACGUCCACGGCUCGGUGCUGUCUCUGGCGUCCAGUGCGUCGUCCACCUACUCCUCAGCUGAGGAGAGGAUGCAGUCUGAGCAAAUCCGGAAGCUUCGCAGGGAACUGGAGUCGUCGCAGGAGAAAGUGGCCACCCUGACGUCCCAGCUUUCUGCCAACGCUAAUCUCGUGGCAGCUUUCGAGCAGAGCCUGGUGAACAUGACAUCCCGCCUCCGGCAUCUAGCAGAGACGGCCGAGGAGAAGGACACUGAGCUGCUGGAUUUGCGAGAAACCAUAGACUUUCUGAAGAAAAAGAACUCUGAGGCCCAAGCAGUCAUUCAGGGAGCCCUUAAUGCCUCGGAAAGCACGUCCACAGAGCUUCGGAUCAAGAGGCAGAAUUCCUCAGACAGUAUCUCGAGUCUCCAUAGCAUCACCAGCCACUCCAGCGUGGGCAGCGGCAAGGAUGCCGAUGCGAAGAAGAAGAAGAAGAAGAGCUGGGUCUAUGAGCUUCGAAGUUCCUUCAACAAAGCCUUCAGUAUAAAAAAGGGGCCCAAGUCAGCGUCCUCGUACUCGGACAUCGAGGAGAUCGCCACCCCUGACUCCUCAGCCCCCUCAUCCCCCAAACUGCAGCACAGCUCCGCAGAGACCGCUUCGCCCUCCAUCAAGUCCUCCAACUCAUCUUCUGUGGGCGUCGAGGCCCCCGAGGCCCCUGCUCACUCGGCUCCCCACGUGAGGCUGUUCCACGCCAGUGAGGAGGACGAGCCGGAGAAGAAGGAGGUGUCCGAGCUGCGCUCCGAGCUGUGGGAGAAAGAGAUGAAGCUGACGGACAUCCGCCUAGAAGCCCUGAACUCUGCCCACCAGCUGGACCAGCUUCGGGAGACGAUGCAUAACAUGCAGUUGGAGGUGGACCUGCUGAAAGCGGAGAAUGACCGGCUGAAGGUCGCCCCAGGCCCCUCGUCGGGCCCCCCCCCAGGGCAGGUCCCUGGGUCGUCUGCUUUGUCGUCCCCUCGCCGCUCGCUGGGCCUCGCUCUCACCCACUCCUUCAGCCCGAGUCUCACAGAUACAGACCUGUCGCCCAUGGACGGCAUCAGCACCGGCGGCCCCAAGGAGGAGGUCACCCUGCGGGUGGUGGUGCGGCUGCCCCCACAGCACGUCAUCAGAGGGGACUUGAAGCAGCAGGAGUUCUUCCUGGGCUGCAGCAAGGUCAGCGGGAAAGCGGACUGGAAGACGCUGGAUGAAGCCGUUUUUCAGGUGUUCCAGGACUAUAUUUCUAAGAUGGACCCAGCGUCAACCCUGGGCCUCAGCACCGACUCCAUCCAUGGCUAUAGCCUCAGCCACGUGAGACGUGUGCUGGACGCAGAGCCCCCGGAGAUGCCUCCCUGCCGGCGAGGGGUCAAUAACGUGUCGGUCUCCCUCAAAGGUCUCAAGGAGAAGUGUGUGGACGGCCUGGUGUUCGAGACGCUGAUCCCCAAGCCCAUGAUGCAGCACUACAUCAGCCUCCUGCUCAAGCACCGGCGCCUGGUCCUCUCGGGCCCCAGCGGGACGGGGAAGACCUACCUGAGCAACCGGCUGGCGGAGUACCUGGUGGAGCGCUCUGGCCGUGAGGUCACCGAGGGCAUCGUCAGCACCUUCAACAUGCACCAGCAGUCAUGCAAGGAUCUGCAACUGUAUCUCUCCAACCUGGCGAACCAGAUAGACCGAGAGACAGGGACCGGGGACGUCCCCCUGGUGAUCCUGCUGGACGACCUGAGUGAAGCAGGCUCCAUCAGCGAGCUGGUCAACGGGGCCCUCACCUGCAAGUACCACAAAUGCCCCUACAUCAUAGGCACCACCAACCAGCCUGUGAAAAUGACACCCAAUCACGGCUUGCACUUGAGCUUCAGGAUGCUGACCUUCUCCAACAACGUGGAGCCAGCCAACGGCUUCCUGGUUCGCUACCUGAGGCGGAAGCUGGUGGAGUCGGACAGCGACGUCAACGCGAACAGGGAGGAGCUGCUGCGGGUGCUCGACUGGGUGCCCAAGCUCUGGUACCACCUGCACACCUUCCUGGAGAAGCACAGCACCUCAGACUUCCUCAUCGGCCCCUGCUUCUUCCUGUCCUGUCCCAUUGGCAUUGAGGACUUCCGGACCUGGUUCAUCGACCUGUGGAACAACUCCAUCAUCCCGUACCUGCAGGAAGGCGCCAAGGAUGGGAUCAAGGUGCACGGACAGAAAGCCGCCUGGGAGGACCCAGUGGAAUGGGUCCGGGACACUCUUCCCUGGCCGUCGGCCCAACAGGACCAGUCAAAGCUGUACCACCUGCCGCCCCCCACCGUGGGCCCUCACAGCAUUGCCUCACCCCCCGAGGACAGGACAGUCAAAGACUGCACCCCAAGUUCUCUGGACUCAGACCCUCUGAUGGCCAUGCUGCUGAAGCUUCAGGAAGCUGCCAAUUACAUCGAGUCUCCAGAUCGAGAAACCAUCCUGGACCCCAACCUCCAGGCCACACUCUGAGGGCCCAGCAGUCACUGUCACCCCGACAGCAGGACGCGGCGCCAGCUCUGUUGGCUCCUCCUCUCCCUGCUCCUCUUCCAGAGCCUGGCUCCCUGGCCCGAAGGAGACAGGAAGGAGAAGGAGGGGAGGACAAGGGCAGCUUCUUGGCGCUGUACCUCUAAGAACUUCCCAGCACAGACUGGUGGGGUGGCGUGUGGGAACUGGUGUCCCCUGGACACGCGGACGGGCCUCCUGUCAUGACUCUGGGGAGAAGACGAUCCUGGGUCUUCUUUCUUGGUUUCUUGUCUCGUUACAGACUCCUGGGCUUUCUGGGGGAGGGGUUCAGAAGACAUGCAAAGAACCUGCAGUGGGUCCUCCCUGAGACAGUCCUGACGGGGAGCCUGAGGGAGGCAGCGGGAGCUCCCGGAUUUCUCACAGAGUCUCCCCAAUCCCGGCACCACUGCCAACAACUCCUCCCCCAGAGAUCUGGCUGGAGCCCAGAAAAAGCAGCAUGUGGUUUAAAAAAUGUUUGACUCAAUCUGUAAAAGGUAAAAAAAGAAAACAAAAAAAAAGACAGAGAAGAUGAAGCUGGAGAGGGGAGCGAGGUGCCAAGACAAGGAGCGCUGCCCAUCCCUUGAUGACGCAGGGACAGCUGCCAAUCUAAGAAGUCGCCAAACCCCAAAACUAACGUCGCAGCCUUCAGAGAAAGACGGCCAGCUCGGUCUAUACCCCUAACUUAACGCACGAGCGUCAAUAAACCCCGCUUUUUAUUUUUCAGUUUUGUUUUUUGUUGCUAUUUUUUCCUCCCAUUCGCCUAUUUAUUUUCCUUUUCCUUUUUUUCUUUUUUUUCCAUCUCCUCACACGUUCACAAGAUGCUUGGGCUGCUUUUCCAGGGGCUGGUUUGGCUUGUCCAAAUGGGUUUCCUGUGGAGAAUCUGACGCCAUCCAAUUGGCACCAGCUGGGCACCUGCCGUGCCGCUACCUUUGGCAUCCGUGGGGCUUGUACGAGACAUGAAGUAUCGGUUCAGAAGUAGUGGGAGGAGAGGGACGGUGACCACCCUUUCAAGAAAGCACACAUUCCGCCUGCGAGCUCAACCGCCAGCCUCUGGCGGGAGUGGACCGCCGUGGCUUGAUGGGCGGCUGACUCUGAGCUUCACCCUGGACUAGAGGAAAACCAGGAAAUGAGAUACGUCCCUCGGUCUUGCAGCCUGUCCGGCCCCUCACGGUACAGUUCUGGUGGCAGCCCUUUGCCUGGCUCCAUCCCAGACUCCUAGCGGGCCUUUACUACUGGUUUGCGGCAAGUGGAAAUUCACUUAUAAGGGACCGGACAUCUGUGUCCCCUCAGAAUACAAGGCUCAAGGCGUGUGGUUUGGUGGCAGAGAUGUGCCUUCCGCAGGGAUCCGCCUUUUGCAGAAGCCGCUUGGGAGGUCUGGCAGUCUGUCUGCCUUCAUUCCACUGAAGAGCUCAAAAAUGACAGACUUGGGCCCUUGCGUUCACCACCUCGUAGGACAUCCCCUUGUUACCUUCAAGGUCAGCUAAGAAAUGGAGCCAAAGCCCUGGGGCCAGCUAGAGAGGCCUUUGAUUAGGCCCAGGGCCUGGGAGCAGAAAGCCUGUGAUCCGCUCGGAUGGGCCUGGAGGACUGUGGGCUCGUGCUUAUCUCGGUGGAGUCUCCUUCUGGCCGUUUCUGAAAGUCCCACAGGCCAGAUCCAGCAGCUCAGGGUGUGACAAUCUGGGCCCAAGCGUUUGCUCUUCAGGUUCCUGAUUGCACGAGACCUUGUCAGAAUCUACAGGCACACUCACCGGGCCAGCUCUCCCACCCACCUGGGGUGGAGGCGUCUGAAUCUUCAUGCGAGAAUAUUUUCAUUUAGGACCAGAACAUGGUCCCGAUUGUUCCCCAAGCAAGCUUCUGCCUUCACGUGGGGAUGACCGGGCGUUCCUGCUAUUGCUGCUGUCCAUGUCUCGUGAAGAUGCCCACAAGGUCCCCAGGCCGGCUGUAAAGUAUGGUGGGAAGAGGCCGCUGGGCCGAGGAUGGUGCUGACACCAUUGCCUUAAGGUCCCUGCUAUGUGGAAUGAGGUGGCCCCAGAGCCGCGCACUCUAACCUGGGAGGAAGGGAAGACCGGCCGGGCCUUCAGACCCAGGCGUCUCCCCAGCCCUGGCCUGAGCUCCAGCCCUGUGGCAGGGCUCAGACUUUCAAUGCCAUCUUCAUCCGGUAGUUGGCCCUUAACUCUGUAUUUUCUGGUGCUGCCCAGCCAGUGCCUUCUGUGAUGGAUGUUAUUGGCUACUUGACAAAAGGAAAGGGGAGAACCCCUUCCUCUGUUCCAACUGCCUCAGACCCCCAAAGGAAUUCUUGUCUGCCUGGUAGCCAUGGAUACCACCGUGAAUUUAUCUGGAGGCCUCUCGGUAUAACUUCUCACGUCUACGUCUGGGAUGCACCCCCUCUCCUCUCACUGGACUGCUGCAUUUAACCCAGGCCUCCCCCCUCCAGGUGCUUUCCUCCAGAAGGUGCCCAUCUAAUGAGUGGUGUUGAAGCUAAGCUUUCCCUCUGGAGCCUGGGACCCUGUUUACAGCUGUGGGGCCUGUCAUCUCACUGAGGAAUCAUGGUCAUGUGACAACGGCCGAAGGUUGAGCGUCCCCAUGGUGCUAUAACCCCUUGGGACGCGCAUCCAGACGUCUCUGAAACAGAAAACCUGAGCACCGCCCGAGAAUGAACGAACAGCAAGAGCAAAUCCACAGCAUUCUCCUACCCAUGCACCUGCUUCUGGGUGAAGACUCCUGGAACCCCUCAAAAAAAGAAAACUGGGUCCCAUAGCUAAAUUUUCCAUGCCCGGGCACGCUCCAAAGAAUCCAGCCUGAGACUGGAGCUUGUGCUCUCCCCUUCCUCUCCAGCACCCGACUCACUCCUCACCCCAAUUGGCUAGCAGAUGACGUGGUUCCACAGCCAACAGCAGCCCUGCGAGAGCCACGGCUCCCGGCGGCCCUCAUCAGGGUGCCUCUCGUUUCCGGAUGAAGAUGACCAACACGUUCUGUCCAGUGUAUCUGUUUCUUGAACCUGCCUAGGCAUUAACAAUAAAACACUAGGUCACAGAG